Molecule: messenger RNA, 6410 nt
Organism: Xiphias gladius (swordfish)
Lineage: Eukaryota; Metazoa; Chordata; Actinopteri; Istiophoriformes; Xiphiidae
Gene: inpp4b
Product: inositol polyphosphate-4-phosphatase type II B
Exons: 26
Coding region: 2266-5127 (953 amino acids)
Cellular component (GO): cytoplasm
Molecular function (GO): phosphatidylinositol-3,4-bisphosphate 4-phosphatase activity
Source: RefSeq, a predicted model, not a curated record
UUAUGGAAAAUUACAUUAAUAUAGUUGUAUUUCAGGUAGAUAAAUUGGUCUCGUUAUAAAACGUCACCUCCAUCUGCCAUCUUUGUUUGAUAAGCGAUUAUGUAGCAGCCUUUAAGGCGAGUUUAAAAUCUUAAAAGAUGAGUUACACGAUGCACCGAAGACAUUAGGGUUUUUUUUUUUUUUGGUUCCCCUUCAAUAGAAAAAUCGUCGAAGAAAUUGGAAAUGUCUUCAGACCGGAGGACUUGCAAGGCAAUUAUGAAUUGUCAGCUAAUGAGACUUCCUGAGCUGAUAAAUCCUCUUGACUCUUCCAACCAUGGGCUCCUCUAAGCAGCUGACAGAUCCUCGGUCAGUUGCUGUCCGGAAUACCAUUAAGAAGUGGCAGUUAAGUGGAAGUCAAGAAAAGGGAUCUGGAAGACAAAGAAAACUUUCAGGUAAAGCUGCCCAUCUGCUGGAGAGAAACACAAAACAAAACCCCCCUGUGUGACUGCGAGGAGCUGCAGGAAGGUUUAGCUCUCACAAGGAGUGGGUGGCGCAUCGCUCCGCUGUGCAGUGUUGAUGCACAGACAGGGUCUACGUGGAAGGGUCAUCUCAGGGAAACCUUGUCUGCUGCCUCAUCACAAAAGUCAAUGUCUGAACAUUGUCAUUUUUGGAAACAAGUGCUGUGGACAUAAAAAUUUAGCUCUCUGGCCACACUGACCAAAGGUGUGUUCGGAGAAAAACGUGAGCAACAUCUGAUGAAGAGAACACCUUUGCCAACUGUUAAAACGGGGAUGGAAAUAUUCUGCGGGGGUCGUGUGGCAGCCAGUGGCAAAAUAAACAUUGCACAGAUAGAGAGAAGAAUGGAUUCCACUAAAUAUCAACAAAUUCUGGAUACAAAUGUCCUUCAGUCAGUCGAGAAACAGAAAAGAGGAUGGAAUGUUCAAAAGGAUAGUGAUACAAAGCAGACCUCUAAGUCCACCCUGAAGUACUUCAGAACACAAGCUGAAGCUUUUGGAUUGGCCCUCACAGUUCCCUGAUUUGAACAUCAUGAAAACUCUGUGGGCAGAUCUUACAUUGGACAGCCUAAAAAUGUCUCACAACUUGAGAUAUCUACAGAAUGCCACAUUUACAUUUAGAAUGCCACAUUUACUGUUCAAUGAUUUUCUAUUUUUGAGUUCUUGAUAUAAAAAAAGUAACAGUGCAAUAACGUUUGAAGAAAAGCUCAUUUCAAUGUCUGCUUGCUAUAGGAGUUGUUUACUUCAAAACAAUAUGCAAUUUGCCCAGGGGUGCCCAGGCUUUUGCAUACAACAGUAGGUUACUUGAUAACAACUAAAAGGCUUCCAUGACAACUGAGCAACUCCAUCCACUACGGAAGGCCACAGAAUGUAAUUGAAAGCUAGAAACAGCCACUAAGUUUUUGUUUGUCAAAAAUAUCUGGAAGUUGUGUUUUUGGUAAACUUUGUUUAGAAGCAGGUGUAGAAAAAGGGGAGGUGUGUUUUCAUCUUUCAAUGCAAAAUAUAUUUUGUUUAACGGUCAAAGGCUAUAUCAGUCUUCUUUUCAUCCAAGUUUUAUUCAGUUUAUUUUCACCCUUGGUCUUACUAUUUCUAGUUUUUGCCACAGUUUUGACCGUAGAGCUAUAUGCACUUUGGUGUGUUAGGAAAGAUGCCCCAAAACCAAAAUCUCCCACAAGGUCUCAAAAAGGCCGGAACAGCAAUUUAGAGUCACUACAUAAAACCGAAAUUUUCACUUAUUACCCAGUUUUUAAUUUUACCUGUAUUGACCGCUAGAUGGAGCUGUUGUUUGAAGAACUAUCUGGCUCCCCUCAGCCCAUAUGCUUUCCCUUAGCCCACACCCCUCCGGUGCAGUCACUUCUCCUGAUGUCCUCUCGUCUGAGGCUCUGCAGUGCUGUGGCAGCCUAAAGGACACUUACAGUUUCCUGACCAUGAAUUUCACAUACCGAGUACCGAGGCCCUGUUCUUUUGGGUUACUGCAUGAUGCUCGGGGCCAACAAGAGCCCUGAAAUCCACAAAUACGGAGGAUGGACAGGGAUGCUGACAGAAGUGACUAAGGCUUCAUCUGAAGGCUUCCUGUUAUAACUGGAAUAGAGAGGCAUAAGGAAAAGAAGUCCAGGACAAUGUGGUCCUUUCUUCUGAUUGAAAACAAACUCAUUGUUUCCCCUCAGGCUUUGUGUGAGCCGUGGAACUGGACUGGACUGUGGUUUUUCGUGGAGGAGGCGGGAGAGGAGGUAGAGGAGCAGGAGGGAGAACUGAGGGGCAAGCUGGACCGAUGGAGGACAGCCCCCAACACCUGGGACACUGCAUGGUUGACAUGAAGGAGCUGAGCGCCAACCCAGAAGGACUGACUGCUGCCGGUGUUUUUCUAACACCCAAGCUGCCUCGGGUGGAGUUCAGCCUUGCCUGUCAUGAUCUGGUGGCCUCAGGCAGAGACAGGAAGCCCAAUGCUUUGGUCCAGGUGGCUGUCAUAGAUCCCCACAAGCAGCACCUCAUCACUCACACCUGCACAGAGAUAGUGGAGGCAAACAAAGACCCGCUAUUUCUGACGGGGGUGACCUUCCCUUCAGAGUAUCCUCCUAGCCCAGAGACACUGGUCAAGCUAACUGUGUACGAUGCAAAGUACAAGAGCCAGGAAUCAAGCAGCUUCUUGGGUAGUGCCACAUUUUCAGUAGAUGAUCUACUGAGGGCUAAAGAUGAACGACUGAGCUUGAGUCUCAGGUCAUCUGAUGGUGUGUGUGCAGCAGGAACAGUGGUGGUGAGUCGUCUGAAGAUGGGGGAGAUGGAGGAGGUUGAUGUAGACCACAUCACCACCGACAUACCAUCACAGAAGUGUCCCUUGGUUUGUGAGUCUGCGUCCCAUGCCUGCAUUGACAGAGAAAACAACCCCCUGACAGGGCCAGUGUUCAAGAACCCAGUAUGCAAGGUGUACAGAUUUCAAACAGUGGACAGCAAGUGGAUGCUUGUGCGGGAACAAAUGGAGGAGUGCACGUUGUCCUUUGGCAUCCCCAAACAGCUGCUCUCACUGUACAUUCGGGAGGACAUGAGUAGGUUGCAGGAGCUGAGGGAGCUGGGGGAGCUUUCUCCUCACUGGGACAACUUAAGGAAGGAGGUGAUGACACGAUAUGGAGGAAUCAUCAGCUCCUACCAGGAGACUUUGGCUGAACUGGACAAGAUUACUGGUCGGUCAUUCAAGCCGAGCUGCUGCAAAGCCCAGAAAUCUCUGGAGUUCAUCCCAAUAAACUUGCACACCCAGAGGAUGAGGGUGACGUGCCCCAGAAAAACAGAUGCGUUCUAUGACAUUGUCACUGUUGGUGCUCCUGCAGCCCACUUCCAGGGCUUCAAGUGUGGCGGUCUGCAACGUCUCCUAAGCAGAUAUGAAGCAGAGAAGAAGAGCUUCAGCACUGCCUACCAGUGUAUCUACUACUCUCCAGAGCACACAGCCAAAGCUCAGGAGGUACUCAGCACCAUGAGCCUCCUCCAGCCCCUCAUCACAAGCUUAGCAGACCAGCUCCUUCAGGCUGCCCAGGAGCACUCUUCAACUGGACUAAAGGACGCACUCAAGAACCUUUCUGACAAGACAGAACAGUUUGUUCACACACUUAAGGAUGAAUUGGUCAAGAGUGCACUACUAGCAUUACAUGCAGCACAGCCUGGGUACGUUUCCAAGAACCAGAAGCAAACCCCGGUCCAGGCAGACCAACAUCAAGGCCACAUCCUCCAGCGCAGUGACCAGAACCAGAGUCCGGUCCAGGGACUUCUAGGCCACAGUCCAGCCACGUCAGUCACUGAGAGCACAGUGGUGUGUAAUAAUGUGGAAGGAUCACAAACCACAACUAGAGGAGAAGGUGGGCCUUUGCCUCUGAAACACCAAGACUCCAUACCGCACCAUAAAGAGUAUGACGAGGAGGAAUGGGACAGGGUGUGGGCCAACGUGGCAAAAUGUCUCAACUGUGUGAUCGCCAUGGUGGACAAACUCCAGGAGGAAGAGAGCAGCAAACAGGAGUCAGUCCCCGAACAGCAGCUAGCUGAUGUCAUCACCUCACACAACCCUGGUGACUGGAGGGAGCAGCUGUGUCCUCUGGUGGCCAGGUUAAAGGAGUGUGUGAUGGAAGUGGUGGAGAAGGCUAAGAAAGCCAUGACUUUUGUGCUCCUGCAGGAGGCAGCCUGCAGCAUACCACAGGGGUUUGUCCUCCAACAGAGGCGAGACGUGGUCUUCAGUCAGGCGGUAGGUGGAAAUACUGAGCUUGCAGCCUUAGCCUGCGGCUUCAUCAUGAGACUGUACGCAGGAAUGCAGGACAAAGGAUUCCUGAGGCAACUCCACCUGGUUGGCCUGGUCGCCCAGUUUGAGAGCCUGCUCAGUACCUACAGUGAAGAGAUUGGGAUGCUGGAGGACAUGGAGGUUGGAAUCUCAGACCUGCACAGAGUCAUGUUCAAGAUCACAGAGGCCAAGACAGAUGACCUCAGUGACCUCCAGCCUUUAGUGUGUGGCCGACGAGACCAUUUCACUGUAGAAGUGCCGUUACCAAGACUGGUUUUCCAGACCUUGCCAGAGCAGAUCAAAGAGGGCAAGCUUCUACAAGUAUUCCCAGUGCUGUUUAACGUGGGCAUCAAUGAACAGCAAACUAUAGCAGAAAGGUUUGGAGAUAUCUCCCUACAAGAAAGAAUAAACCAGAAGAACUUUGAGAUGUUAGAAGCCUAUUACAAAUCAUUAAGUGAAAAGGUGCCAGUGGAAUGUCUACCAUGUUUUCAAACACAAACUGACAUAAAGGAAUUACUUGAAACACUGGGCCAGAAUGUAGUCACAAAGAAGAGAAAGAAUGUGGAGAUACUAUGGAUAGCUGGAACGAUCUGCCGAAGGUUAAAUGGCAUCAGGUUCACCAGCUGUAAAAGUGCCAAAGACCGGACAUCCAUGUCUGUUACAUUAGAGCAGUGUGCCCUCCUACGUGAUGAACACCAGCUCAGCAAGGAUUUCUUCCUCCGUGCUCUGGACUGUAUGCGGAGAGAAGGAUGUCGGAUUGAAAACGUUCACAAGAAUAUUAGAUGCAGGAAAUAUGCCUUCAACAUGUUGCAGCUGAUGGCCUUUCCCAAGUGCUACCGACCACCAGAGGGGACUUACGGCAAAGUUGACUCUUGAGACAAUUAGCCAUUUACUACAAAACCAGUCAUUCUGUGUUGUCCAAGCUUAUAAAUGAUGGUGAAAAUGUAAAUUGUAAUUUUUUUUGUAACCAAAUCAGCUUGAGGAAUUUUAUUAAGGUUUAUUUGUUUUUGUUUUUUUGUUUUUUUAGGGGGGGGGGGGUUACUGUAUGUUUAUUCAGUCCCUAAUUCAGUUUGUCAAAUACAUGUUACUUGCAGAAUUACUAAUGCACUUCCCCUUUUUCGCCUUGUUUAUUUUCCAUGGCCUAAGCAAUGAUAAACAAUACUGUGUGGAUGAACAGACAGUCAUACUACUGUAGAUACUCUGUGUGUUUCUGUGCAGUAGGUUUAUGAUCUUUUUUAAACCUCAAGCAGUUCAACCUGCACUUCUCUCCUGCAGAAAUUAAUGUGGACCCUUGAGUCGAGACUAUGUUGUCGCACAAGGUGAAGAAUGAACUUCCAUGAUCCAGUGAUUUUUGUGGUAUAAAUACUGCUCUCAGCCAUAAUUGGAGAGCUUUUUAUGGCCUCAUUCCAUGUUUGGAUCUACUGAGCUUUACAUGAUGAAAGUGCAAGAUUCAAAACUAAAAGCGUGACCUUCUCUACAGGAGCUUAUCACAUACUGAGGGUCCAAAUCUUCCAUGAAUGUUUUUUCGACUGCAAUCAGAUUUUCAUUAAGUUGGACCCAACUUUCCUCGGGGAUAUAGGUAACAUACGAGUGUUUCAAAGCAGAUGUUGAAUUCUGUUGCCUUUUGAUAACCCAUCACAUUCUCUUACUGGUUGCAUUUGAGCUUUUUGCAUAAUAUUUUUAUAUCUCAAGGUACAGCCCAGUGAAACCACAUGAAGUACAGCUAGAAAUUACAAUAGAAGGAGGGUAAUGGACCAUCAUUGCUCGAUGUUGAAAAAAAAAAUUCCAUUAUUUAUUUUUGUAUUUUAAAAUGGUCUUAUAAUCUAAGGGUUGAUACCUUGGACUGUAACUCAUGUUUAAAAUGUAUUUGUUUUGUCACACAUUGAACAUUUAUGAUUUUCUAUUUAAAACGAAAUAAAAAGAUAGUUUGAUGUGCAUAUUUGUAAUUGUUAAAUAUUGUAUGUGUAAAUAAUUUGCAUACUGUUGGUCAGUUUCACAGAUGUGCAUUUAAUUGAACAGGUAAGUACACUACUACAGUGAAUGAGUCAUAAUUUAAUCCAUAUUGAGUGUUAAAAAACAAAACAUCCAUUAUGUUUAGGGUCAUAUUGGUCUUGCAAGAUGUAAUUGAGUAAAGCAAACGACUAAUAAAAAAAAUUACU